Molecule: messenger RNA, 1382 nt
Organism: Pocillopora verrucosa
Lineage: Eukaryota; Metazoa; Cnidaria; Anthozoa; Scleractinia; Pocilloporidae
Product: 26S proteasome regulatory subunit 6B
Biological process (GO): proteasome-mediated ubiquitin-dependent protein catabolic process
Cellular component (GO): proteasome regulatory particle, base subcomplex
Molecular function (GO): ATP hydrolysis activity; proteasome-activating activity; ATP binding
Source: RefSeq, a predicted model, not a curated record
GUUGAAAAAUCCAAGAUGGAGGAAAUAGGAAUUACUAUCCAAAGUCAGGAUUCAAGCCGACCCACAACUGCAGCGAGCAGUUCCUUGUCCACUGUAGAUCCCAACGUAGAUGAUCUUUAUGCAAAGUACAAGAAGCUUCAAAAGCAGCUGGAGUUUUUAAAAGUCCAGGAAGAAUACAUCAAAGAUGAACAGAAAAAUCUCAAAAAGGAGCUGCUACAUGCACAAGAGGAAGUGAAACGCAUCCAAUCUGUUCCUCUGGUUAUUGGUCAGUUUUUGGAGGCUGUAGAUCAAAACACUGGAAUUGUUGGCUCAACAACAGGGUCAAACUACUACAUUCGCAUACUCAGUACCAUAGACCGGGAACUUUUGAAACCAAGUGCAUCUGUUGCCCUUCAUAAGCACUCCAAUGCACUUGUUGACGUCCUUCCUCCUGAGGCUGAUAGCAGUAUAGCAAUGUUAACUGCUGAUGAGAAGCCAAAUGUAGCCUACGCAGACAUUGGUGGAAUGGAUAUACAAAAGCAAGAAAUGCGAGAAGCUGUUGAGCUCCCUCUUACACAUUUUGAGCUCUACAAACAAAUCGGUAUUGAUCCACCACGAGGGGUUCUAAUGUAUGGUCCUCCAGGAUGUGGCAAGACCAUGUUAGCAAAGGCAGUUGCUCAUCAUACAACAGCAGCCUUCAUUCGUGUUGUGGGGUCAGAAUUUGUCCAAAAAUAUCUUGGUGAAGGACCCAGGAUGGUUCGUGAUGUGUUUCGCCUGGCUAAAGAAAAUGCACCAGCAAUAAUUUUUAUAGAUGAGAUUGAUGCAAUUGCCACUAAGCGAUUUGAUGCACAAACAGGAGCUGAUAGAGAAGUACAAAGAAUAUUGCUUGAGCUGCUGAAUCAGAUGGAUGGCUUUGACCAGAAUGUAAAUGUUAAGGUUAUCAUGGCCACAAAUCGUCAUGACACUCUUGACCCUGCAUUGUUACGUCCUGGUCGACUGGAUCGUAAGAUUGAAUUCCCCCUGCCAGACAGAAGACAAAAACGUCUCAUCUUCUCCACAAUAACAGCUAAGAUGAACCUGUCAGAAGAAGUAGAUUUAGAGGAUUAUGUUGCAAGACCAGACAAAAUUAGUGGAGCGGAUAUCAAUGCCAUUUGUCAAGAGGCUGGCAUGCAGGCAGUACGAGAAAAUCGCUAUGUUAUCCUAGCUAAAGAUUUUGAGAAGGGCUACAAAAACAACGUGAAGAAAGAUGAAACAGAACAUGAGUUUUAUAAGUAAUGUUAUCUGACUGUGUACCAAAGACUGAAUGGGGAUACUUCCUGCUGUGAAUAAAUACUGGUCGCUUGUGUAUGCUGAUGACCUUUUCUGUAGAUGUUAAAAAUACAAUAAAUGGCUUUUGCAUAUUA